AUGACAAAAAAGCCAGAAAAGCCAAAAAAUUGGAAAGAAUUUUAUAAUAAUGUAUUGGAAAAUUUUCAUGUAAAAUUCCCAGCAGAAUCAAUAUCAUCAAAAGAAUCAAAAGUACAGAUCCUUGAAUGUGAUUUGGUCGUUAAUCUUUACGAUGUUUUCAAAAAGAAUGAAACGAAUGAAAAGAAUGAAAUGAAUGCAAAUUAUAAAAAUAAUGUAGAGAAUGAGGAGUAUGAAAAGGAUAAAAAGGAUGAGAAGAAUGAAAAGGAUGAGAAGAAUGAAAAGGAUGAGAAUAAUGAAAAGAAUGAGAAUAAUGAAAAGAAUGAGAAUAAUGAAAAGAAUGAGAAUAAUGAAAAGAAUGUGAAUAAUGAAAAGGAUAAGAAGGAUAAAAAGAAUGGAAUUAAUGCAAGCCUUAUUCGUAUUUAUGGUGAUGUAGUUCACCUUUCGAAAAAUCCCAAUCCUCCAGAUAAUCAUUCGGACACGGACAAUCGUCCAGAAAAUCAAUCAGACAAUCAUCCGAACAAUCUAGAAAUUAACUUAUCGAAUCUUCGUUGUGUUAUUUUAAUAGUUGCAAGACGAUUUGAAGUCGAAAAAGGAUGUCGAAUUACUAUUAAUUACAAGAAAGGGACAUAUUUUCAAUUAUUUAUAUAUGCUAAGGAGAUGCCAACAGGACUUGUCGUUAAAAAAGAAAAGGAUUGUCAAUUAUUGAUAGAGACGGAUAACAGUGAAAAUACGGUUAACAGUAAAAAAAAUCAAUUUCAAAUAAAUAGGUCAAUAAAAAAUUGUAGAUUGAUUUCUUUACAUAACGGAGAAUAUAAUGAAAAAUUUGAAGAAAAACUUAUUGACGAUUUUGGAAAAAAAAUUUUAAACAGCAAAAUUGGUAGUUGGACUUUUUAUUAUAGUAAAGACAAAGACAAAGAAGGCAAAGACAAAGAAGGUAAAGACAAAGAAGGCAAAGACAAAGAAGGCAAAGACAAAGAAGGCAAAGACAAAGAUAAACUUAUUACCCGACUUGAGCAGACCAAGGAUAAUUUAAUUACUUUACUUAGAUCUAAAAAAAAACUUAUGACCAUACUUAAAUCUGAAAUGGAUAGCCCUAAAAAUACAGAACUUAAGCUCGGAUUUAUGAUCAGUCCUGAAGAAGAACCCUUAGACGAAACAAAAUUUAAUGACAGUCUUGAAAAAGCAAGAUUUGAAAUGGGUGAUUUAAUUACUUUACUUAGAAAUUCUGAGGGCAGUCCUGAACUUAAGCUCAAAUUUAUGAUCAGUCCUGAAGAAAAACCCUUAGACGAAACAAAUUUUAUUGACCGUCUUGAAAAAUCAAAAACUGAAAUGUGUGAUUUAUUUAAUGACAUUGGCAGAAAAACUAAAGAAAAACUUAUUCUCAGCUUUGAAGAUAAACUUAUGCUCAGUCUUGAAGAAAAACCCUUAGACCAAGCAAUUUUUAAAAGAAAUCCAUUUAUCAAAAUAUUGCGAUUUUCUUUACAAAUCGCAAUCGCUUUAUUUUAUGAUUAUCCCGAUAUUACAGAAUCAAUCCUCACAUGGAUUACGGACAUAACUAAACAAUUGACGCUGAAUGACAAGAAGGAAAAUCCGAAAACGUUAUAUGAUCUACCAAUUCCGCAUAAUCAAUUGAAAGACAAUAAGGACAAUAAGGAAAAUCCGAUUCCGCAUAAUCAAUUGGAAGACAAAAAGGAAAUCGAAUUUGAAGCGGCAAAAAUGGAAUUGGCAAAACACUAUGAAAACCGAUGUUCUGAGAUUAUGAGUUUUGAUCGUAUCGAUAAACAAAAGAUAGAGAAGUUAAAAGAUAACCUAGAAAACCAAAAGGAUACAAUCGGAAUGCAUAAAUUUAUACAAGAAAAUAAAAAAAGGGAUGCCGAUUCAGCACAUCUCUUGAGAAAAGAAACUGAAAGGCUCGUUCAGGAAAGUAAAGCAAAGAAGGCAAAAGCACUCGAGAAUUUCAAUAAAAGCCUUGUCAAGUGGCUGGAGAAUCAAAAAAAUAAGGAAAGAAUAAAAAUAGUCACCAAUACUUGUGCUUUAACUUUCAGCAUUAUUAAAGUUGUUAUCCAACCUGGAUACGUAUUAAAUGCGGUUAAUGAUGCAGAAGAAACACUCAAAUCAGUGCAGAAGGGCAUAUCUGACCUAAUUUUUAAUGGGAAUGAUACUAUUAUUAACGAUUUGAUUGCUAGAAAAAAGGCAGAUAUCGAAAAUGGUUUGAAUAUGGUAAAGAAAGCAAGUAAUGACUUUCAAAAUAGUGUUAAUGAAGAUAAUAUACAUGCAAUUACGGAGGGCACGGAGAAAGAUAUGGACGAUUUAACUGAUAAAGCUAAGGAAAGUGCUGAAAAAGAUCCAAAAAAAAUCUUAUUCAGACGUACUAUGAAACGAAUUAGUGACAGUAUUAAGAAACUGGGUGAACAAUUAAAUUCGCUCGGUAAAGAUAUUGACUGUGUACAAGAUUAUAUAGAUUCUUUAUACAUGUAUAUUGAUUAUAUUGACGCACAAGUUGAUGCAGAGGUCGACGAAAAUAAAAAAUAUGAAAAACUUGCAGAAAUUAAAAAGAAAUUUGAUGCAGGCACUAAAAAACAUGAUCGACUUAAAAAAAUGAUUGAAUCAGAAACUAAAUUACAAAAUGAUGAAUUGAAAAUUUCAUUAUUAGAACACCUCGUCUAUACUAGAUACUGCAUGACGAUAUUCAUGGACAAGUAUCGUCGUGCUUACAAAUAUUGGUCCCUAUCUGAAUCCAAGUUGAAACUCUCAGUUAUAGAAUUUCAUGAAAUCAAUAUUAAUGCAAUGUUCAGAGAUCUUGAUGAAUUUUUAAAUAGUAAACCUCAGCUAAAACGGACUACUUUUGAAUUUAAUGAUUCAGAGACUAUUGCUAAAUUUAAGGAGAAUAAAUCGGCUACUUUUGAAUUUAAUGAUUCAGAGACUAUUGUUAAAUUUAAGGAGGAUAAAUCGGUUGAAAUUAAGAUUGAUCAUGAUAAACAUAAAUUAAAUAAGUACGCUCGUCUAAGGGUUCAUGCAUUUAGAGUAUACUUAGAGGGAGCUGGAAAUGUAGAUGACCAAAUUGCUCUUUAUAUUGGUCAUUCUGACGAAUUUAAAGACAGAGAUAAAGAUGGUCAUACAUAUAUUUUUAAUUUAGAAUCUUCAGAAGGAGGAUUUGAAUCCAAAGAAAGAGGAUUUGAAUAUCGAGUAUAUAAUGAUUAUUCUCCCAAAUUUGAUAUAGACCAAAAAUACAUAGAUCUCGAUAACAUAUAUUAUGAUGAACGAGAUAAAGAUUAUCACUUUACUCCAACUCCAUUUAGUGAAUGGACAAUUAGCCUUUGUAAGAAUGACAAAGGGGAAUAUCCUAAUAUAACCGGAUUAAAAUCAAUUAAUGUUCACUUGAUGACAAACAUUUCAAAUUUUGAUAACUAUUUGCAAGAAUGGUUAGAUAUGCUAGAAGAAGAAAGGCGACGAUUUGAAGAUGAGGACACUAAAGUAGAUAUAGAUAAAAAUGAAUCUCCUGUAAAUGAUACUCAUCUUGUGGUUGACAAUAAUACGAAAUGGGAAUUGGCUACCCUUUCUAAAAAAAUUAGAGUUAAGUAG
This is a messenger RNA of Racocetra persica, 3582 nucleotides long. Lineage: Eukaryota; Fungi; Glomeromycota; Glomeromycetes; Diversisporales; Gigasporaceae. The record is from the annotation of a GenBank genome assembly.